Nematostella vectensis (starlet sea anemone) is the source of this 4624-nucleotide messenger RNA. RefSeq names its product metabotropic glutamate receptor 3. The record is from RefSeq and is a predicted model, not a curated record. Gene Ontology annotation, cellular component: membrane. The transcript has 3 exons. Gene Ontology annotation, molecular function: adenylate cyclase inhibiting G protein-coupled glutamate receptor activity. The coding region runs from base 1350 to 3995 and encodes 881 amino acids. Lineage: Eukaryota; Metazoa; Cnidaria; Anthozoa; Actiniaria; Edwardsiidae. Gene Ontology annotation, biological process: regulation of synaptic transmission, glutamatergic; G protein-coupled glutamate receptor signaling pathway.
GUAUGUCUCACUUUCAAUUUAGUGGUGGCCAUAAAAUAGCUAUUGAAAUGGUUACUAAUCAUGUAAGUGUACUAUACAGAAUUUAUACUGCUUCUCCCUCGUGAUAGCUUCUGCAGUACACUGCAGUAUUCUAUGUUCCAGUACAUCUCCCAAUAGCAAAAUUUUCCACUUGUGAUACAUUAAGACAGUGCAGAGAAAUACCCCUGAUCAUAACAGCUAGUUUUUAUUGGAGUGAGAUAUCACUCAUCGACUUUUACACUAAAAAAUUGGUGAUCCUAAAUCCUAAAGUAAAUCCAAAAAGCAUGUUACACAAUUCAAUAUUUCAAAAUUGAACAUAUGGAGACAAUAUGUUUCAGACAUCUUCUUUCUAUUUAAAGAAUGCUACAGCAUGUUUGCAGUUUGAAAAUAAAUUUGUAAACAAAGCCUUUACCUGUUUACAGUUAUUAGGCAAUGGCAUUUGGGCUGUUUGCCCUUAAAAGGCGACCGACUAGUUUAAAUAUCCGCUUUAUCAAUUUAUCCGCUUCUUUUAGUUGUUUAUCAUGAAUUGACACACUCCGAAAGGCAUGAAUUAGCAUUGUUUCUUGGGGGAGGGGACAUUUUUUGUUGGGGAGUUUUCGUGCUUCCAAGAUGGCGACGGCUUGUUACACAGGAAGCCCAAAUCGCUAGCGAAGCGAAAUUAGUGUUGCUCUCGCUCGCUAAAAUAAAAUAAAAUAAAAUAAAAUAAAAUAAAAUAAAAUAAAAUAAAAUAAAAUAAAAUAAAAUGAAAUAAAAUAAAAUAAAAUAAAACACAGGUUUAGAAACCUUUAACAUUCUAGUUUAUGUACCUCUCAAUGUUUACGGCUCUCAGAGACUAGGAUAAUACUAGUGUCAGCCAGUUACCCAUGAGCCACUGCGGGUUACGAUAUGAGGAUUCUUGGGUAAAAUGUAAAUUGAAGGGUGAUUCCUGUGUGUGAGACGUAGCAGAUGGUGCAAUAAGUGGUUACCCCGGGUGCCAUGAGAUGAUACCCAGAUUACAGCGCGCGCCUGUAGCACUACGACUCGUCGUAGAGGACGAGCGGAUAACCACUCCCAUGCGGAUAGAGCUUCGGUUGAAUACCGGCAGGCUCAAUUCGCAUUCUGAUUAUAACUUCCGGUCAAAGGCGUAUAUCAUAUCCACCCCUUGUUACGAAAGCGUCAUUGCUCGAUGAAAGAAAGGAAAAUUGAUCCCUUUGAGCAAAACUCUAGGUCACAGGGAAUCGAUAAGGGGCUUAUAUUUCCAGCACGCAGAGUACGACUGUUAACGUUUUAACCGUCGGUUAAAAAAAAAAAAAACAGAAAGGAAACUGCAGAGGUACCUGAAUGAUAUCACCAUGAGAUGCUUGUUGAUCUUCUUUCUAAUCUGCCCCAUGUGGGAUAUUACUGCACAUGCGCACCUUCCAACGCGUCUCUACCAGGAUGGUGACGUCAUCCUAGGCUGUCUUAUAAGCGUUCGCGAGAAGGAGUCGUACGACAAAUGCGGGAAGUUCUUCGAAGCAGGGAUAAGCCGAGCAGAAAGCGUCAUUUACGUCAUCGACAAAAUCAACGAAGACCCUGCACUCCUACCGGGGAUCAAACUCGGCUACGAUAUACGGGAUUACUGCGACAGUCCGGCAUUGGCAAUGCAGCACGCCUACGACUUUUCAAUCUCUGUGCCGGGCUUGAAUCACACGCACGUGCGCAUUAGUAUGGCAACAGACAGAGACCACGCCCCCAGGAAUGCCAAACCUAUCGCAGCCCUUAUUGGACCAAGUGACUCAGGCACUGCAUUGCCUUUGGCGGGGUUACUUCGGGUGGAAGCCAUACCGAUGAUUAGCUCUUCUGCGACUAGCGACGAGUUGAGUGGAAAACUCUACAGUAACUUCUUUCGGACCAUCCCUCCUGAUAUAUAUCAAGCGAAGGCCAUGGCGGAUUUAAUUGAGAGGUUUAACUGGUCCUACAUAGGAGCUGUUGUUGUUGACCAUUCUUAUGGACGGUACGGAAUAAGGGCACUGGAACAGGAGUCGUAUGACCGGAAGUCUUUCUGUAUCGCAGCGACAGAGUUUCUCCCGAGGUCAGGCUUUGAGAAAAAGCUUGGAGUCGUGAUCUCAACACUCGCGAGUAAAAAGAACAUUAAGGUCAUCGUACUUUGGACAACCGAGACUCUUGGGAAGAACUUUCUUAAGGAGGCGAAGAAACAGGGUCUGACCCAUCGUACGUGGAUUCUCAGCGAGGCUCUCGCUACGUACAAAGCGAAAGGGUUCUUCAGUGAAUAUCUCAGCCCUUAUGAUCAUUAUUUUGGAAUCCAACCCAAGCUAUGGGAAGAUCCUAACUUCGCUAAUCACAUGAUGGCAGUUACGCCUUCUCUUAGCGUCAACAGUACGAAUGUAUGGUGGGAGUUUGUCUGGCAAGAGAUAUUUCACUGCACUGCACGCGGGGCAAAGGGGUUUGAGCCAUGUGGGCCGCAAGUAAAGAUAACCAAACCACUCUAUGAGAGGCUCAAGAGUGGUUUCGUGACGUACCAAGAAGACGCCUUUUAUGCAGCUGCACAUGCGUUAGAUGCAAUCUUCAAAUGUAACGGAUCAGACUGUCCACAGAAGAUCCCGUAUGUAAACCCAAUUGAAGUCACAAAGUACCUCAGACAAGUUGAUUUCAAAGGUUUAACCGGUCAAGUCCGGUUUGACAAGAAUGGUGACCCCGUAAAUGCAUUGUACGAAGUCGUAUCAUUCAAGACGUUCGAGGAUGGUACAUCUACUGAAAAGGUGAUUAUCGGGACGUGGAGAAACACUAUUCACGAAGGGCUAGAUAUAGACUCAAGUCUGAUCCAAUGGAAAGAUGGGGAGUUACCACGGUCUGUCUGCAACGAUAAGUGUCCCGUAGGCACUUGGCAAACCAAGACGGUUAGAUGCUGCUGGGAAUGCAUCCAGUGCGCAGACGGCUUCGCCAACUCCAUCAGCGGGGCAGGAAACUGUACGACGUGUCCCAUCCACCAAAAGUCGGACAAGGACCGAGAGUUCUGCGUGGACCUACCGAUCAUCAACCAGUCGUGGAUGAGCCCCUCUGUGAUAACCUUUCUAAUUAUCACAAUAAUAGGGUUCCUCGCCACGUUCUUCACAUUGUUCGUGUUCAUCAAAUAUCGGCAUACACCUAUCGUGAAGGCAUCUAAUCGAGAACUGAGCUUUCUCCUUCUUGUCGGGAUCCUACUGUGCUUCACUCUCGCAUUAUUCGACCUCGUACGUCCAAACAGCGCCCUGUGCCCAAUUAUAGAACCCUGGCGCUACAUAGUCUAUACCACGUGUGUGUCCACACUCUUGCUCAAGACCAUGAGAAUUGUGGAGCUCUUCGAGGCGAACUCCAACAUCGGGCGCUGCAUAAAAUUCUACGUGAUGCACCCUACACGGCAAGUCGCGACAGUGUUCAUGAUCAACAUGGUGGAAAUUAUCCUAGCGAUUAUUUGGCUUGUGCUUGAUAACCCACACGUUUACAAGGACAUCAAACCAGGCGUGUCCAUCUUCCUCCUCUGCCGCUCUUACAUCUCCAUCAUAGGGCAAGUCUUGCUUCUUCUAAUGCUGCUCUACCUCACCUCUUUGUCUCUGUUCUGUAUCUACUAUGCCUUUCGCGGACGAAACCUGCCGGAGAACUUCAACGAGGCCCGCUACAUCAGUUUCUCCAUGUACAUCUUGUUGCUCUCCUGGUUAGCUUACUACCCGGUUGCGUUCACUUUAGAGGGAUGGCCGUAUGAGGCAGUUAUUGCCUGCGCGACUACUUUGCUCAAUUCGUUCGGGUUACUGGGGUGUAUGUUUCUUCCAAAGGUGUGGAUUAUUCUGAGACAUCCCGAGAGAAAUACCAUGGAAGCUGUACGUGCGAAUUUAAGGAUUGCAAGCGGGAUGGAAAACUUUACUGUACGAACUGUAGCGCCGAGAGUGCCGGGGAAGCCUGGGACUGCCGAGCUAACGACCGAGGUCACGUGGAGUCCAAAACAUAACUCUUCCGGUUAUUGAUAAGGGCUAAGGACCAUCGCACUCUAUAUCUUUAAGAUCACCAUCUUCAUAACCAUAACAACAUUAAUUUUAUAAUCACUUCUUCAUCAACAACAGUAUUGUCAUCACCAUCAACAUCAUCAUCACCAACCAUCUUUGGCUCCAUUAUCAACUUCCCCAACAUCAUUUAUUCCAAGACACGCUUUAAAUGCACAUAAUUUCCAUUGUUACCUAGCGACAAACCUUAUAAUAAUAAUAUUUACUCAUGUUAUAACUCUUUUAUAGUCAAAUAACAAAUAACCAACAAACUCUGUGAUAGUCUCCGCGCACUGAGCACAAGACAAUAUGCAUUUGUUAAGAAGAUAGUUACACUAUCACGAGAAGUGUAAUACGAAAACACAACAAUAGCAGCAUUGUUGGAAAGAACACAUGGUAUUGCUUUAUCGACACAGAAAAACGAAGGGACUUGGCGGAACAACCUGGAGCAUGCAUCUGUUUUUCAUUUGUUAUUGGGACACUUCAAGAAGUACAAUUGGACGAGAAUAUUUUAAUCUUAUUUUUCAAAUUUCAAUUGAUAAUUCCAAAAAAUCUUGGACUUGAUGUACACAAUUAAUUCAGUAUCAAAUAAAAUACACAUAUAUACAACUUUA